CUAUGAAGAAUUUUGCACACUUCCUCACGCUGGUCAUUUUGGCCAUCGCCACGGCACCGCUAAUCACGGGUUACAGCUACUCGAGCAUUCAUAACUCACCAUAUGAGGAUGAUUACAGCAGUAUAGAGGAUAGCAGUUCGUUGGGAAGCGAAAGCGACGAGGUUCAUCACAAUGCGAUCGUCACCCAUUCGGAAAAGCAGGCAAACUAUGCAGUUCCGGUCUAUCAGAAGAUCGGUGUCCCCGUUCCCCAUCCGAUCCCGGUUGCCGUUCCACAGUAUGUGAAGAUCAACGUCCCUCAACCGUAUCCGGUACAGGUCAACGUGCAACAACAGAUCAAGGUGCCGGUCUAUAGGAUAGUGCCGAAGAUCAUCGAACGGCCCGUGCCAUAUACGGUGGAAAAAUCCUACCCGGUGGAAGUUGAGAAACCCUUUCCCGUGGAAGUGCUGAAGAAGAUUGAGGUUCCCGUACCUAAGCCAUACCCAGUGCCGGUUCCGAUCUACAGGCACGUUACCCACAAGGAGAAUAACCACCGGAGUUGGCGUUGGUAGAGCUGUUCUCCGCAGGCACGAUGCCAUCUGGUAAUUAGGAUUUCUGUUGACUUUAUUUAUUUCGUUUCAACUGACUUGUUAUUAGAAUAAAUGUUAU
This is a messenger RNA of Ochlerotatus camptorhynchus, 645 nucleotides long. RefSeq lists its product as uncharacterized. The coding region runs from base 3 to 548 and encodes 181 amino acids. NCBI's taxonomy places the organism in Eukaryota, Metazoa, Arthropoda, Insecta, Diptera, Culicidae. The transcript has 2 exons. The record is from RefSeq and is a predicted model, not a curated record.